ACCAUCUUUGGACUUUAAAAGGAAGAAGAGAGAGGCUAUCGAAUAAAGAAGACAGUGGUUCUCACCAGGCGAAAUCAUUCCUUCGGCCAAAUCACGCCUUCAAAGAUUCUCACUCCACUCUCUCUGUAGACCAUAUACAGCUCUCUGCACCCCGAUUUGCAUCCUCUCUCUCCCUCUCGAACGGGCGGGAAAAUGGCGUUUGCGCCGGAAAACUUAACCAGAGGUCAAUAUGUGUCCUUGGCUAAGUGGGCCGAGCAGGCCGACAGAUUUGAGGAGAUGAUCACGUUCAUACGGAAGGCUGUCCUGAGUUCAACUCCUUCCUCCGAGCUCACCGACGUGGAGCGGAAUCUCGUCUCUGUCGCCUACAAGAAUCUCACUGGCUCCCUCCGAAGCUCCUGGCGGGCCCUCUACACCAUCGAACAGAAGGAGGAGGCUCGCAAGAACGACGACCUUGUUCCUCUUGUCAAGAGUUUUAGAUCCAAGGUCGAGUCCGAGCUGUCCAACGUGGGUGACAGUAUCUUGGAGCUGUUGGAUUCCAACCUGAUUCCCUCCGCUACUACUAGUGAGUCGAAGGUCUUCUAUUUGAAAAUGAAAGGAGAUUAUAAUAGGUAUAUGGCCGAGUUCAGGCUUGGGGAGGAAGGGAAGGCUGCUGCUGACGCUACUAUGUCAGCUUACAAGGCUGCGCAGGAGAUUGCUAAUGCGGAUCUACCUACCAUUCAUCCCGUAAGGUUGGCUCUGGCACUCAACUUCUCGGUAUUCCACUACGAAAUUCUCCGUCAAUAUCGGAAAGCAUAUAAGAUGGCUAACCAGGCUUUUGAAGAAGCAAUGAGUGAACUGGAUACUCUGGGAGAAGAGAACUAUAAAGACAGCACAAUUAUCAUGCAACUUUUGAGAGACAACCUUAACCUCUGGACUACUGAUCCUCAGGAACCGGACGAGCACUGACAUCCAUUGUAGGGAAUGGCGGGUCCGAUUCUUCAUCUGUAGGAGGUGGGCUCUGAUUGUCAUUUCUCGGUGCUUGAUUAGGAACUUCCCUUGCAUGUGACAAGCAAUAUGAUGUUUUUCUUUCUGUUCAGAUUUCAGACAAUAUAAUACUUGUGCUUCAUUUCUAAAAUCAUUUGAGGAGGGCAGUGUGCAGCGGGGGGGCCCUUUAAGUGUAAUUUGAUGCAGUCUUAUUUUUCCCUCGACAUUUUAUGAUCCAAAUUUAGAGUACGACAUCAAAGACAAAUUCUCGUGAAAAAGAAAUUAAGCAAAAGGCCAUGUUAACUAAUCCUCUCACCGAGUGAGA
This is a messenger RNA of Prosopis cineraria, 1288 nucleotides long. Its product is annotated as 14-3-3-like protein B. Gene Ontology annotation, cellular component: cytoplasm. Bases 193 to 945 code for a protein of 250 amino acids. Gene Ontology annotation, biological process: signal transduction. The record is from RefSeq and is a predicted model, not a curated record. The transcript is spliced from 4 exons. Lineage: Eukaryota; Viridiplantae; Streptophyta; Magnoliopsida; Fabales; Fabaceae.